Molecule: messenger RNA, 1623 nt
Organism: Seminavis robusta
Lineage: Eukaryota; Bacillariophyta; Bacillariophyceae; Naviculales; Naviculaceae
Source: the annotation of a GenBank genome assembly
UUGCUUGAAUUGAGGAUCUUUCGCUGCGCUGUUUGCCAAUCGUCGCCUCAUCCAUCACCACUCUGGAACUAACACAGAACAAGCUUCUACAGGAAAUCGAGGAGGCUAGUCUAUGUACCGGCACCAGAACAGCAGCUCGCUUCCAUUUAUCCUCUCACCCAUCCAAGACAAUACAAAAGCAAGCGCCAGCUAGCUAAGAGGUUGACAGAAGAGGCAACCAUGGAGGUUGGCAACAGCGAUACACAGAGGAGGAAUGAUCAGACUAAUAAUGAAGGGGGUGCCAUAGGUGUCGUCAAGAAGGAGGGAUUGUGUUCCGACUUUUCUGCCAGAUCGUCUCCAGAUGACCCUCCCGUUAGGAACGUGGCGACUACCAUCAACAUGAACGGAGAUGCUCCAAUCACAAAAAAGAGACACGAAGGUGCAAGCCAGAAGGAUCCAUCAAUUAUCAAUGGCCUGGAGCUACCAGCAGAGAAAACGAUGAGUGGUGAUGAGAAAUGGCAUCAUGAUGAAGAGGAAGUCCCUUCAGAAUCACAGAAUAGGGACCAUCCAGCCACAAACGUACUUGGAUCCGCGCACAAGGGCAGUGAGGAGAACGAUGGGACAAAGCCGGUACUAGCAAAAACUCUACAUCAGGAACAGCUGAACCUCCCAAGUGAUGCUUCAGAACCAUCGGAUUGUUCUAACGACAGCCAUAUUGCAGAGGUGGGAAAACCAACGCUUCUUGCAGAUCAAGCAACAAACGAAUUCAACGUUGUUGCAAAUCCUCUGGCCCAGCUGGACACUAUUCCGGAUGACGACUCUAUCACCAGUCAGAAUGAUGAUGAAGAGUCGGCCAUUCCCGAAGCACAUCCGGAUUCCCUCUAUCAUCUGGCACACACACUGGGAUCCAUACUGGAUGGAUGGAACGACACUAAAAGUGACAAACAAAAGGCAACCACCGAUAUGGAAGAAGCCAUACUUUUUGUUGGCGACGAAGAAGAAACAGAGGAUGCAAGAUGCCCUACUAGCUGCAAAGAAGUCACAGCUGCCGAUUGGAUUGCCAUUGUCACGGCCAUAUUGUUUGCCAUGCUCUUGGGAUUGGUCUACUUACGACCGGACCAGGACACGGUUGUCAUUGCAAGAAAUCGCUUUCAAAACAGAGGAGAGCACGGUGGCAACACCUUUUUGAGAUCGACUGCUCCAGGUCCCAGCCCUUCACCUAGUGCUACUAUCCAUGGGAGCAAUAGCAGUGAAAAGAACAAUACAGAGCCUGCCCUGACAAGCACAAUGCUCAAAAAAAGCAGCAAAGAAAGCAACAGCACACGAAACAGAAGGAACACUUUGAGUAAUGAUAGUGCUGCAAGGUCUUCGUGGUAUGUUCUGGAGGAGGACGAAUACAAACUUAUUUAGCUAACGAAUCGCGUACAUCUCAACGGAAACAUAUGCCAUGGAAGAGGACCAAGCGGAAACUACAUGUACAUGGAAGGGGUUCCUGCCUUAUAAUACAUUGCAUAGAGAAAAGAAAUUCUAAAUAGAUGGGUUCAGGAGCGAGGGCGGGGAAGGACAGGGAGUGUGGUGCAGGAGGGACGAUGGGAGCAUGGCCACGGGGGAGGGGGAAAGGAGAAAGAGAGGGGUGAAAUGAAG